CAACUGACAAGGGAAGGUGAGAAGUGGCAAUUAGAACUGGCUGUGAGUGUCACACAGUGGGGAGGGGGUGGGGGCCACCAUGUCGUCGUAUCAGAAGGAACUGGAGAAGUAUAGAGAUAUAGAUGAAGACGAGAUCCUAAGGACCUUGAGCCCAGAGGAGCUAGAACAGCUGGACUGUGAACUACAGGAAAUGGACCCUGAGAACAUGCUCCUGCCAGCUGGACUAAGACAACGUGACCAGACAAAAAAGAGCCCAACUGGGCCACUGGAUCGAGAUGCCCUAUUGCAGUACCUGGAGCAACAGGCGCUAGACGUCAAAGAGCGUGAUGACUUGGUGCCCUUCACAGGCGAGAAGAAGGGGAAACCCUAUAUUCAGCCCAAGAGAGAAAUCCCAGCACAGGAACAGAUUACCUUGGAACCCGAGCUGGAAGAGGCAUUAUCCCAUGCUACAGAUGCUGAAAUGUGUGACAUUGCAGGUGUGGUACAGCCUGACAAGUAUAAACCAGUGCCAGAUGAACCCCCAAAUCCCACAAACAUCGAGGAGAUGCUAAAGAGGGUUCGAAGCAAUGACAAAGAGCUGGAGGAGGUGAACCUCAAUAACAUACAGGACAUCCCGAUACCGAUGCUAAGUGAGCUGUGUGAAGCAAUGAAGGCAAACACCUAUGUCCGGAGCUUCAGUCUGGUGGCCACAAAGAGUGGUGACCCCAUCGCCAAUGCAGUGGCUGACAUGCUGCGUGAGAACCGCAGUCUCCAGAGCCUGAACAUCGAAUCCAACUUCAUUAGCAGCACAGGGCUCAUGGCUGUGCUAAAGGCAGUUCGGGAAAAUGCCACUCUCACUGAGCUCCGUGUAGAUAACCAGCGCCAGUGGCCUGGUGAUGCAGUGGAGAUGGAAAUGGCCACCGUGCUUGAGCAGUGUCCCUCUAUUGUCCGCUUUGGCUACCACUUUACACAACAAGGACCACGAGCUCGGGCAGCCCAGGCCAUGACUCGGAACAAUGAACUACGUCGCCAGCAAAAGAAGAGAUAACAUCACUCUUCCUUUUACCAACCAGAUGAGUGCCCGACAUGUAAAUCCUCAUCUCACCCCUUUCCUGUAAAUAAAGUCCCUUUUGUUCAUGCCGCCUGCCUUCUUCCUUGGGCUUUGGGGUGGGAAUCUUGGCGCUAAAUCCCAAGGGUUACUGCCAGUUCAUCAAGGGAUUAUUUAUACUCUGGGGAUCAGCAGGCAGGGAGGUUCAGGUUACUAGGAGGAGGUGGGGAAGCUCUGUCCCUUGGUGUUCCCAAUAAAUCGGCCAAAGCUUUAAGUCUUUUCAACUUUCAUGGGUUAUUUGGCGUAAGACCUGUUUCUAGAGGUGACCAGAGCCCCUGAGUGCCUACCAUAACCCAAGUGUGAUUUGAAGAGGGAAGGAUUUUAGUGGAGGUGGUAAAGGAGACACACAAUAUGAAGGGCAAAGACCUCUUUCUGACAGACUUAUUAAUAGGGCA
Messenger RNA from Nannospalax galili (Upper Galilee mountains blind mole rat), 1482 nucleotides. It is a transcript of the gene Tmod4, whose product is annotated as tropomodulin 4. Gene Ontology annotation, biological process: pointed-end actin filament capping; muscle contraction; myofibril assembly. The transcript is spliced from 9 exons. The record is from RefSeq and is a predicted model, not a curated record. NCBI's taxonomy places the organism in Eukaryota, Metazoa, Chordata, Mammalia, Rodentia, Spalacidae. Gene Ontology annotation, cellular component: striated muscle thin filament; myofibril. Gene Ontology annotation, molecular function: tropomyosin binding. The coding region runs from base 80 to 1027 and encodes 315 amino acids.